Symbiodinium pilosum is the source of this 657-nucleotide messenger RNA. The record is from the annotation of a GenBank genome assembly. Lineage: Eukaryota; Dinophyceae; Suessiales; Symbiodiniaceae.
AUGGCUGAGCUGGGCGCUCGCUGGGGAACCUGGGGAGCCAGAGCGGCAGCGGCCCUGGCAACGCUGAACCCCAUGCCUUAUGCUCUGCAUUUCGUGGAGUCCGAUCCCAGAUACUGCGGUGAGCUGGCUGACGUGAUGGCUUUAAACAAGCUCAACUACUCCUUAGAGUGCGUCAAGGCCUCCAGUGAGGGGUUGGCUGCUUGGAUCCGGGAACAGGACCAUGUGGACUUGCUGGACAUGGAUGUGCAGGGAGCGGAGAUAGAUCUCUUGGAAGACCCCACCACGUUUCAAGCCAUUAACAGCAAGGUGUACCGUGUUGUCAUUGGCACACAUUCGCCGGAGAUUCAUCAAGAAAUCGCAGCAAGAUUUCAGUCCUGGAUUCUGAUUUACGACUUGCCGUAUGCUCCAAACAAGCAGUGUCUCCGAGAGCAUCUUCGAGGUGCUCGAGGCGAUGCGGACCAGACAGGUGUCGACGUUGGACAUUUUCACCGGAUUUUGGAGUUGGGCUGCUACAACUGGAGCCCCUGGGGCCGCAUUCCGAAUUGGGACGGUGAGCUUAUCUUCGACAACCCCCACUACGUCACCCCACAAAGGCAUUUCACCAUGUCAGACCGGGACCUCGUGGCAGACGAAUUGGACGAGCCCUUGGACGUCUAG